Messenger RNA from Alosa alosa (allis shad), 1906 nucleotides. It is a transcript of the gene stx17, whose product is annotated as syntaxin 17. Lineage: Eukaryota; Metazoa; Chordata; Actinopteri; Clupeiformes; Clupeidae. Gene Ontology annotation, molecular function: SNAP receptor activity; SNARE binding. Gene Ontology annotation, biological process: intracellular protein transport; exocytosis; vesicle fusion. The record is from RefSeq and is a predicted model, not a curated record. The coding region runs from base 417 to 1274 and encodes 285 amino acids. Gene Ontology annotation, cellular component: endomembrane system; plasma membrane; autophagosome membrane. The transcript has 8 exons.
GUGCACAUUCCGGAAAAAGUUAAUUGUUUACAUCGCUGUCAGUCGCCAGAAAGCAACCUGCUCUAGAAGAGAAGAAUUGUGAUAUCUUCUACAUGCAGUUUAUUGGUUUGUCAUUUCUUGUUGUAUUUCGCUGUCAGCUGCCAUUCUUCAGUGAGGUUGUUCUUCCCUAGCGGUUUAUCCCGUUGUUGGAUCAUGUGAGUAUAAAUGUCUUGGAGCCAGACAGUUACAAGCUAACAUUAGCAAGUCAACAAGUCCGAUGGUCUCUCUCUCUCUCACUGUCUGGGCUGGCAUAUGGGUCCUCACUAGCCAAAACAAUCAUAAGUUGUACGCUGCUGCUACCUAUGACUAAGACGAUUAGCAUGAGAGCAAGAUCAUUGUCCUGACGCUGGAAUAAGAGUAAGCGAAAGUUUGCUGCCAUGACGGAGGGAACUGGCAAACUGCCGCUCAGGCGCCUGGAACCGCCCAUCCAUAAGUUUACCAAAGUGGCUAUUCCUACCGAUCUGCAGAGACUUCAGCAACAUCAACACAAUAUAGAAAAGUUUCAGAGAUGUCGACAAUGGGACAGACUCCACCAGGAACACAUCAACUCCAGCCGCACUGUGCAGCAACUGCGCUCUAACCUGCGGGAGAUGGAGAAGCUGUGUGAGCGUGUCCGGGCCGAGGAUGCCGCUGCACUGGACAAACUGGUCCAGCCAAUCAAAGAGCAGGCAUCAGCCGCAGCCCAGGACUUCCUGCGUCUCCAUUCAGAGGCUGUCAAUCACCCGCUGCCAUCACAGCCAACCGCCUCACACACACAGCAUGACCCAUCCUGUGGUGAUGACUAUAUGGCCACCUCACUGGGUGUCACACAGAUGCAGCUGCCACCAAUUCCACUGGAGCAGAAUGCUGCGGAGAGCUGGGACACUCUGGAGGAGGAUUUGCAGGAGCUAAGUGGUUUGGUCAAUGAAUUUGCCUUACUUGUUCAUUCACAGCAGGAGAAGAUUGACAGCAUUGAGGAGAACGUUAGCGUGGCGGCGAGCAACGUGGAGGAGGGGGCGCGCAGCCUCGGGAAGGCUGCUAGCUCGGGAUUGGCCGUGCUGCCAGUGUGCGGAGCUCUGAUGGGCGGGGUUUUGGGUGGACCCCUCGGUUUGUUGGCAGGAUUUAAAUUGGUGGGUGUGGCCUCUGCAAUAGGUGGUGGGAUUCUUGGAUUUGCUGGCGGCAACCUCAUCCAAAAACGCAAACGCAAGCGUGUGGAUGUCCAACUCCAGCAGCUGAAGAACACACACGAUGAUUAAAAUGGACUGUUGUACUCACACACACACACACAUUUGAAUGACACACAAACACACAUCCACUGACAAGCACACAAACAGACUCCAAGAGAACACACAGAGUUGGAUUUGUACACACCUGUGAUUUCUAUAUUCAAGCGUUGUUGGUUUGCUUGCUCAGUUACUGAACUGCUUUAAUGUCACACUGAAGUCGCAGCAAUCACACACGACUCUCAGUGAAUCUUGAACUUGACAACGCCUCACGGCAAAAGAUGUCAUUGUUUAUGCUCAAAGCCAUUUUGGUUAGCCAAUUUAUUUGCCUUAUUUGAAGCCUCUGCUGUAAUUCUGGCACUUGAAACAAAGUCCAAUGAAUGUGACUGACCCCUCGCCAUCCUGACCCUCACACGCGCCUGUUGUUCAGUUGUUAACCUUCACCAAGCCUUAUUGGAAGUGCUGCCGUAGGGGAGAGAUGAAUGGCUGAUGAGCUGUCUGAGUUUGACUGUACAGUGGUGCGUCCUAUAAUAAUAAAUAUGUAGAAUUAAACACUAACUAUAACUAUAUAAUUAAACAUCUGUAUUGAUGACCCACUGAAUAUCCACUCUGCCUCCUAGGGACAAGUCUGGCUGUCUCCUAAUGAAAAUGCUACAUAAAAUAUA